UUCCUCAGUUCCUCUUCACUCUCUCUCAAGUUGUAAGCUUUGGGAAAAAGAUGUUGUGGGUUGAUAAGUACAGACCCAAAACCCUCGACCAGGCAAUCGUCCAUCAAGACAUUGCUCAGAAUCUCAAGAAACUCGUCACUGAACAAGAUUGCCCCCAUCUGCUCUUCUAUGGCCCAUCUGGCUCCGGCAAGAAAACCCUAAUCAUCGCUUUGCUUCGUCAAGUCUUUGGUCCUGGCGCCGAAAAGGUGAAGGUGGAGAACAGGACUUGGAAAGUGGAUGCUGGAAGUAGAACUAUUGAUCUGGAGCUGACCACAUUAUCAAGUGCCAACCAUGUAGAACUAAGUCCUAGUGAUGUAGGCUUUCAGGACAGAUAUAUAGUUCAAGAGAUAAUUAAAGAGAUGGCUAAGAAUAGACCUAUUGACACUAAAGGAAAAAGAGGGUAUAAAGUGUUGGUGCUCAAUGAGGUUGACAAGCUUUCAAGAGAAGCCCAGCAUUCUCUCCGAAGAACAAUGGAGAAAUAUAGUACUUCUUGUCGUCUAAUUUUAUGCUGUAACAGCUCUUCAAAAGUUACUGAAGCGAUUCGGUCUCGUUGCUUGAAUGUGCGAAUAAAUGCACCAACUGAGGAAGAGAUUGUAAAAGUACUGGAGUUUAUUGGAAAGAAAGAAGGGCUGCAACUUCCAUCUGGGUUUGCUGCUCGUAUAGCAGAAAAAUCAAAUCGGAGUUUGAGGAGAGCUAUAUUGUCAUUUGAAACUUGCCGUGUUCAACAGUAUCCUUUUACAAGUAACCAAGUGAUUCCCCCUAUGGACUGGGAGGAAUAUGUCGCUGAAAUAGCAUCUGACAUAAUGAAGGAGCAGAGCCCAAAAAGGUUGUUCCAGGUUCGAGGCAAGUUGUAUGAACUGCUAAUUAAUUGUAUUCCUCCUGAGAUUGUAUUGAAGAGGUUGCUCUAUGAAUUAUUGAAGAGGUUAGAUGUGGAAUUAAAGCAUGAGAUCUGCCAUUGGGCUGCAUAUUAUGAACAUAGAAUGCGUCUUGGACAGAAAGCCAUAUUUCACCUUGAAGCAUUUGUGGCAAAGUUCAUGAGCAUUUACAAGGGUUUCCUCAUCAUGACAUUUGGAUGAAGAUUAGACAGGCACCAGAGAUGCCUUGAUGUUGAAUGCAAUGCAAAUAAAUUUUGUCAACUCUGUUCCAGUGCUAGCUGAAGAUGUUCUUAUAUCGCCCUGUGAAAAGUUUCUUGCCUCUGUGUUUCUACACUAUUUUUGUUCUCUAAAGUGUUCAUUACUUUCACAACUUUCUUUUUCAAGUGUUCAAUUAAAGGACAUCUAAUAGUUAUUUGUUGUUAACAUUAAGGUUGCGUUUGGUUUGGGGUGAUAUAAGAUUAAUCAUUUAAUCUUUGUUUAAUUUUCAAGA
Pistacia vera is the source of this 1404-nucleotide messenger RNA. RefSeq names its product replication factor C subunit 3. Gene Ontology annotation, biological process: DNA repair; DNA-templated DNA replication. The record is from RefSeq and is a predicted model, not a curated record. NCBI's taxonomy places the organism in Eukaryota, Viridiplantae, Streptophyta, Magnoliopsida, Sapindales, Anacardiaceae. The transcript is spliced from 11 exons. Gene Ontology annotation, cellular component: DNA replication factor C complex; nucleus. Bases 51 to 1115 code for a protein of 354 amino acids. Gene Ontology annotation, molecular function: ATP hydrolysis activity; DNA binding; DNA clamp loader activity.